AACUUGGGACUGCGCUCCUCUCGCUGCAGACACACUCUCUCUCACACAGUGAAAAGCUCCAGCGCCAAGACUCCUGCAGCAUAGGAGCAACUAGGUAGGAGCUUCUGUAAGCAGUUUUUAAAGGUGUAAAAAAGGGGGGGCCCUCAGGAACCUGAAGCGUCCCAGAUUAUUGUGGACUGUGGCGUCAUGAGUUGCAGUUCGGGGCUUUUCUGAGAGGAUUCAGCAAUGCUGCGCUCAGAGGAACUCUGAACUCUCCUCAUUUGCACACUUUUUUCUUUUGCAUGUUUUCACUUGAAGCGCACUGGUUGUUGCAAAGCCUGUUUCCUCAGGAGAGUUCCUCCAAACGAAGACAAUUUUAUUAGCAGUGAAAAACGGAUCCGCGAUUUGGAACAUCAUCUGGAAAUAUGAAUGGAUCUUAUUUCUUGAGCUGAGAUUCCGCACCCUGGACUGCUGGGAGUACCCACAAAGAGCGCAGGUUGCAUGUUCACGGACUGUUCGCUCUGGGACUUUUGGCAGACAUCAGCGCGUCAGGCGACGUGCAGAGAGCCGUGCGUAAAAAUAACACUCAUCGCCAGCUGGUGACAUUCAAAAGUUGGAUUUUGCUCAUUCAUUCCAUGCUGCUCUCUCCUCGGCCGCUGUCAUCCAAAGUGAAGACAGUUCGCCGCGGCUUCCAGUGCCCCCAAGGGUAACCAUGGCAACCUAAAGAAAUCCAAAGUGAAUCUAAGGAGCGGGGUGAGGCAGGAGAGAGCUUCAAUAGACAAGUUUCCGCAUUUUGUGCGCUUUUUGGUGUAAGUUUUGCAAAGCUGAGCUUCAUAUCAUCCAAACCCAACAGAGUCUAUUAAAGGUAACUUCAUCUAGCUUGGAACUGAACUUAUGACGCCUUGUCUUGCAGACAGCAAAGCCACCCUGAAAAGAACUGAAUAAUUAUUUUUGCCCCCACUAGAGAAGAGCCAGUGCACGUAUCAAGGAGGAAUAAUGGGCCUUUCACAAACGCUCCUGGUUUACGCGAUGGUAUGCGUCCACCUCGGAGUCUCCCAGCAUUUCUUUCGCCUCCGUCCGCUGCCCAGCGAGCACCUCCCCGUCCCCGACCUGAAGGAGGACCCCGAUCCGGAGUACGACCCGCGGGAGCAGGACUUGGCCGAGAAGCCUUUGAGGAAAAAGCUCGGAAGCCACUUUGACCCGAGCUUCAUGGCCAUCACCGCGCCGCUGCCGGUGAACCUCUCCACCCCGGACGCCCAGUGGAAGCCGCCGGGCCACAUGCCCAACGAAAUUAAAAAGCUGGACCUCACGGAGACCCCCUACGGGAAACGGUUAAAAGUGGGCAAGAAAGCGCGGAGGAAAUUCCUACAGCUUCUGUGGACCUACACGUACUGCCCCGUGGUACACACCUGGAAGGAUCUGGGCGUGAGGUUCUGGCCGCGAUACAUCAAGGAGGGGAACUGCUCCUCCGAGCGCUCCUGCUCCUUUCCCGAGGGGAUGUCCUGCAAGCCCAUCAAGUCCAUCAGCAAGACUUUCCUGCGGUGGUAUUGCCAGGGCUUUCUAAGACAGAAAUACUGUACAUGGAUACAGGUGCAAUACCCAAUCAUCUCAGAGUGCAAGUGUUCGUGCUGAGUUUACUCCAAGGAAGUGGGCUGGAAAUACACUUUCAAUUGCACUGUUAACUCUCUACAGAGGUGGGCACCAUAGCAGAUCUAUUUUUUUAUAUGGCAUUUAAGUGAAAUACCAACAAUGUACAUAUUUAAGGAGAAAAAAAAAAUGCAGCUAUUUUUUCUAAUUGAACUUGGACCAUAUUCAAACAUUGUUUAUUUUUUUCCUCCCGGAGCACUUCAUGAGGAAGAGCUUUUUUAUAUAAAUAUAUUUUUAUGAGACAUUGAUGAAGGAAUUCAUAAUAUGCUACACUUCUCCAAGAGGUGACCUUUUUUUUCUUCAACUGAACAAUGAUGCUGUCUGUUAUUUUACUGCAAUGCUGCCCAGAGUUUUUGUAUAAUAUUAAUAUCAAUUAUGAUUCAACUGUAAAAAAAAGUUGAGGUUAAAGAUAUAUAUAUAUAUAUAUAUAUAUAUAUAUAUAUAUAUAUAGAUAGAGGUGUGAACUCAGCUUUUUUUUGAAUACUUAGUAUUGUAGAAAUAAACAAAGCUGUAUGUUUUAUUUAUUAUUUUAAUGAUUUGUGAGUAUAGAGCAUAAGGAAAGAAAAUAGCAGAAUAUUACCAGAAUAAAUAUGGAAGAUGUCUACUUGAAUAUUUCUAAAAGUGACAAAAAAGGAAAUAAAGAAAAAAGUAAGGCAUAUCAGUGUAUAUGUUAUGGUUACACGUGUUAGCAAUAAAGUCUAUCUUUUCAAUGUG
Girardinichthys multiradiatus is the source of this 2340-nucleotide messenger RNA. It is a transcript of the gene nog2, whose product is annotated as noggin 2. The coding region runs from base 976 to 1611 and encodes 211 amino acids. The record is from RefSeq and is a predicted model, not a curated record. Gene Ontology annotation, biological process: negative regulation of cell differentiation; dorsal/ventral pattern formation; osteoblast differentiation. The transcript has a single exon. NCBI's taxonomy places the organism in Eukaryota, Metazoa, Chordata, Actinopteri, Cyprinodontiformes, Goodeidae.